GGAGAAUGGCGUCUUUCUUUACCGUUAUAGGCCAUGAUGAUGCAUGCUCUGUCUUGCUUCCGCACCAAACUUCGCUCCUGCUCUCUACCCAACCCGGCGCUUCCCCUUUUCUUUUUUAAAAUUCUGUCAGCCGGUUAUUGGAAGCACCCGGAACCCGGAAGAGGCCAUCCCUUUCUUUGUCACCUUUCGCAAAUGCUCCUCAAGAGCCUCCCGUUUCAGGAACAGGGCCAUGAGAGGAUGACGCCGGUGGUCCUCCAACUCCAGAAGAGCUCGAAGCACUUCAAGUUCGUGGCCCAGUCCCUGGGGCUCUUGGGGUUCGCUUUCUUGACGGUCUGUUUCAUCUUCUUCUUCGGUUAUCACGUGGAUCAUGGUAACGACGGGGUCGGGGUGGGAGGGUUCUUCGGGUACCCUGGCCGGAUGGAAAGUCUGGUGUGGUUGAACUUGAAGUUGAACGGCUCUGAUGACGUCGAGAGGGUGGAUUUUCUCGGGAAGGAGGGUGAUGGGUGUGAUGUGUUUGAAGGUGAUUGGGUCUGGGAUGAUAACUAUCCGCUGUAUCAGUCGAGAGAUUGCGGGUUUAUGGAUCAGGGGUUCAGGUGCUCUGAGAAUGGCCGUCCUGAUCAUUUCUAUACUAAGUGGAGAUGGCAACCCAAAGGGUGCAACUUGCCCAGAUUUGAUGCAAGACUGAUGCUUGAGAAGCUGCGUAACAAGCGGCUUGUUUUUGUCGGAGACUCUAUUGGAAGAAACCAGUGGGAGUCUCUCUUAUGCAUGCUUUCUACUGGAGUCUCUGACAAAGACUCGAUCUAUGAAGUCAAUGGCAGCCCAAUCACAAAGCACAAAGGUUACUUGGUGUUUAAGUUUGGAGAGUUCAACUGCACAGUGGAGUACUAUAGAGCUCCAUUUCUUGUACUGCAGAGCCGUCCUCCUAUUGGAUCCCCUGAAGAGAUUAAAACAACUCUGAAAUUGGAUCAGAUGGACUGGACAUCUAUGAAGUGGAAGGAUGCCGAUGUCUUGGUCCUCAACACAGGGCACUGGUGGAAUUACGAGAAGACCAUCAGGGGCGGUUGUUAUUUUCAAGAUGGAGAUGAGGUGAAGGUCGAAAUGAGAACAGAACAUGCAUAUCAGAGAGCAAUAGAGACUGUCCUGCACUGGAUAAGAAAUGAGGUGAAUUCAAGCAAGACUCGGGUCUUCUUUCGGACAUUUUCUCCGGUGCAUUUCAGAGGCGGUGACUGGAGGAGUGGGAGCUGUCACUUGGAGACAUUGCCCGAGCUGGGCUCCUCGCUCGUGCCAUCAGAUAACUGGCUGCACUACAAGAGCAUCACCAACAAAUUGGCAGUUCACUCAAACGCUUCAGAGGCUAUCAAAGUGAACAUACUGAACAUAACCCACAUGACUUCGCAAAGGAAGGAUGGGCACUCCUCCUUGUACUACAUCGGCCCUCCCACAGGCCCUGCAUCUAUUCGCCGGCAGGAUUGCAGCCAUUGGUGCCUGCCCGGAGUGCCAGACUCAUGGAAUGAGCUCCUCUUUGCACUAUACUUAAAGCAUGAAAGUUCUCAACAGGCACAUGGGGCGCAAAAAUGAUGCAAGAACGCUCGAGUUGUGAGUUCACAUGUAAAUCAACCUCACAUAAGAAUUAUCAAAGUGAGGCACCGAUGAUGGAUUCCGAUGACUGCUUCAAGAAUCGAAAAGACAGCAGCAGCGAUGAUCAAGUUCAUGAAGGUUUUAAGAGCAGGUGUACAGCUCUGUUGAGUCUAUUCAGAUGAAGGACAUUUUUGUUAGAAUCCUAGGAUUAGCGUUGGGGGAACUGGAAUUUACUUGUACAGGUAUACAAAGCGAAAAACCAAGCUCGCUUUUAGGGGCUGAUCUAGAAAGUCCUAGCAAAAUUUGGUUACAGGCUCUAGUGUGUUGUAGAAAUCAGAGACAUGAAAUAGGCGAUAUUCAUUUCACAAAUUGUGACUAGGAACUUUGGUCAGUCCUUUGACCUUGUAUUCAAAUAAGGACCACUUAGGUCUCAAUGUAUCAACAAGUUUACAGAUGA
Molecule: messenger RNA, 2035 nt
Organism: Eucalyptus grandis
Lineage: Eukaryota; Viridiplantae; Streptophyta; Magnoliopsida; Myrtales; Myrtaceae
Product: protein trichome birefringence-like 10
Exons: 4
Coding region: 34-1578 (514 amino acids)
Cellular component (GO): Golgi apparatus
Molecular function (GO): O-acetyltransferase activity
Source: RefSeq, a predicted model, not a curated record